Molecule: messenger RNA, 3856 nt
Organism: Cryphonectria parasitica EP155
Lineage: Eukaryota; Fungi; Ascomycota; Sordariomycetes; Diaporthales; Cryphonectriaceae
Exons: 2
Coding region: 1-3516 (1171 amino acids)
Biological process (GO): ergosterol biosynthetic process; coenzyme A metabolic process; isoprenoid biosynthetic process
Cellular component (GO): peroxisomal membrane; endoplasmic reticulum membrane
Molecular function (GO): protein binding; hydroxymethylglutaryl-CoA reductase (NADPH) activity
Source: RefSeq, a predicted model, not a curated record
AUGAUCGCGUCCUCCCUCCUCCCGUCCCGAUUCAGGGGCGAGCAGCCUGCCUCAAAGGCCGAGCCGCCCUCUUGGCUCAACACCAAGAUCUCGCCCUUCCUACAGGUCGUCUCCAAGCUGACGGCCUCGCACCCGAUCCAUACUGUUGUCGUGGUUGCCCUCCUGGCCAGUUCGAGCUACCUCGGACUGCUCGAGGAGAGGCUGUUCGAUGCUACAAGGACUGUUAGGAAGGCCGAUUGGGCGUCCCUGGCCGAGGGCAGCCGUAGCCUUCGCGCCGGUCCCGACUCGAGCUGGAAAUGGCAGACCUGGGACAUAGAUUCCGAGACUGUCGACGAUGCCGACCACCUCGCUCUUCUCACCUUCGUCUUUCCCGAGUCCUUCUCCACCGAUCCGCCAAGAACUGCCGAGUCACUGAAGACGAUCCCGAUCCCACAGAACCUGUCCAUCACGCCCCUGCCGUCGACCUCCAACUCUCUGACCGCCUAUUCGCAAGAGAUCUCCAUGGCCCUUGCUGUGCCGUACAACCAGGCCCCUGCGUUCCUUGCCGCUGCGCAGGAGCUCCCAAGUGAUCUCCCCAGCCAGGAGACAAGACGCACUGGUGAUGGCGAGGAGAACAAGAUGUGGAUCAUGAAGGCGGCGAGGGUGAACCCCCGGAGCAGUAUCGCCAGGUGGGCGCACAACGCCUGGUACGAUUUCAUCGACCUGCUCAAGAACGCCGAGACGCUCGAUAUCAUCAUUAUGGUUCUCGGGUACAUGUCGAUGCAUCUGACCUUUGUCUCCCUGUUUCUGUCCAUGCGCCGUCUGGGAUCCAACUUCUGGCUCGCCGCAAGCACCCUCUUCUCCUCAGCCUUCGCCUUCAUGUUCGGCCUGAUCGUCACCACCAAGCUCGGUGUUCCUAUCUCAAUGGUCCUGCUCUCUGAGGGUCUUCCGUUCCUGGUCAUCACCAUUGGGUUUGAGAAGAACACUACCCUCACCCGCGCUGUCCUGACACACUCCAUCGAGCACAAGGCUGCACAGGCAAAAAAGGGCAAAGACCGCAAAAUUGAGAACUCCAACGCCAUCCAGUCUUCCAUCCAGGUUGCCAUCCGGGAGAAGGGUUUCGAGAUUGUAAAGGACUACGUUAUCGAGAUUGUGGUCCUCGUCAUUGGAGCUGCUUCUGGCGUGCAGGGAGGACUUCAGCAGUUCUGCUUCCUCGCCGCCUGGAUCCUGCUGUUCGACUGCAUCCUGCUCUUCACCUUCUACACCGCUAUCCUCUGCAUCAAGCUGGAGAUCAACCGCAUCAAGCGCCAUGUCGAGAUGCGCCGCGCUCUGGAGGAUGACGGAAUCAGCCACCGUGUUGCUGAGAAUGUGGCUCAGAACAAUGACUGGCCCAGGGCCGACGGCAAAGGCCAGCCUGGCACCUCGCUGUUCGGUAGAAAGAUCAAGAGCACGAGUGUCCCCAAAUUCAAGGUUCUUAUGGUCGGCGGAUUCGUCCUCAUCAACGCCAUCAACCUCUGCACCAUCCCGUUCCGCGAGACCGACUCCCUGUCCAGCAUCUCGUCCUGGGCUGGCGGUCUUGGCGGUCUGGUCGCCAACCCGCCCGUUGAUCCUUUCAAGGUCGCCUCCAAUGGGCUGGACAGCAUCCUGGCGCAGGCCACUGCCAACCACCAGGAGGUUGCGGUCACCAUCCUGACGCCGAUCAAGUAUGAGCUUGAGUUCCCAUCUGUGCACUACGGCAAGGAUGUUGAGAAGGCCCCCGAGGACGUUGAAGACAUGGGCUACGGAGUGGGCGGCCGUAUGGUCGGAGGCGUUCUCAAGAGCCUGGAGGACCCAGUGCUGUCCAAGUGGAUUAUGAUUGCCUUGGCCUUGAGCGUCGCCUUCAACGGAUAUUUGUUCAACGCUGCUCGAUGGGGCAUUCGGGAUCCCAAUGUUCCCACGCGCCCGAUUGAUGUUAAGGAGCUUGCCCGGGCCCAGAAGUUCAACGAUGCCGAUGCCACCCCCGUCACGAGCGGCUUUGAGAGGUCAUCGCGUACACCGACUGCAGACGUGAUGCCUCCCACGCCCGCCCCGACCGACGACGAGUCCGAAAAUGCGGCCAUUCAGCGCAACGCAUCUACUACGUCUAUGCUAUCCGAGGCCCCUUCUCGCCCCUAUGCCGAACUCGAGAAACUGCUUGUGGAGAAGCGCAUCGCCGAGAUGACGGACGAAGAGAUCAUCGGUCUUGCGCUCAAGGGCAAGGUGCCGGGACACAGCCUGGAGAGGACCCUCAAGGACACCACCCGGGCCGUUAAGAUCCGGCGCGCCAUCAUUGCCCGAACAAAGGCGACCACGGACAUCACCAACUCUCUCGAACGAUCCAAGCUUCCGUAUCAGGCCUACAACUGGGAUCUUGUUCUUGGCGCCUGCUGUGAGAACGUCAUCGGAUACAUGCCCCUCCCUGUUGGUGUUGCUGGACCUCUUGUCAUUGAUGGGCAGAGCUUCUUCAUUCCAAUGGCCACGACCGAGGGUGUCCUGGUUGCCAGCGCAAGCCGUGGUUGCAAAGCCAUCAACGCUGGUGGUGGCGCUGUCACGGUCCUGACUGGAGACGGCAUGACCCGUGGACCCUGUGUGACUUUUGAGACCCUGGAACGCACUGGCGCUGCCAAGCUGUGGCUUGACUCCGAGGUUGGCCAGAGCGUCAUGAAGGAUGCCUUUAACUCGACCAGCCGCUUCGCGCGACUUGAGGCCAUGACAUCCACCAUCGCCGGCACGAACCUGUACAUUCGCUUCAAGAGCCGGACGGGCGACGCCAUGGGCAUGAACAUGAUCUCCAAGGGCGUCGAGCACGCACUGCGCGUCAUGGCUACGGAUCACAACUUUGGAGACAUGCAGAUCGUCUCGCUGUCCGGCAACUACUGUAUCGACAAGAAGCCUGCUGCCAUCAACUGGAUCGAGGGCCGAGGCAAGAGUGUUGUCGCCGAGGCCAUCAUCCCUGCUGAUAUUGUCAGGUCUGUGCUCAAGACGGACGUGGAUUCCCUGGUGCAGCUCAACAUCGACAAGAACUUGAUCGGUUCUGCAAUGGCGGCCAGUGUGGGAGGGUUCAACGCCCAUGCCGCAAACAUCGUGGCGGCCAUCUUUAUCGCAACGGGCCAGGAUCCGGCGCAGGUCGUGGAGAGCGCUAACUGCAUCACCAUCAUGAAGAAUCUCCGCGGCUCCCUCCAGAUCUCUGUGUCGAUGCCUUCCAUCGAGGUCGGUACACUUGGUGGCGGCACCAUCUUGGAACCCCAGUCUGCCAUGCUCGACAUGCUUGGCGUGCGCGGCGCUCACCCCAUCACGCCUGGCAGGAACGCGCAGCAGCUCGCCCGCGUGGUGGCUGCGACAGUGCUGGCCGGUGAGCUGUCGCUCUGCAGUGCGCUUGCUGCAGGCCAUCUUGUCCAGGCGCACAUGGCACACAACCGAUCCGCCCCGCCCACGCGGUCGAGCACACCCGCACCUCCUCCAGGACUCAUGAUGACGAGCAUGACGAGUCAGGCUGCCGUGGACAGGGCGAAGAGGUAGUCAUCCGAGCUCUCUGCAUAGCGAUUCGAACCGGCCGAGGAAUUUUAAAGAUGGGCUUUGAAGGGGAAAUAUUAUACUCCAAAGAAAAAGAAGAAAAAACCAAGCAUGGAUGCGCAAGCGUCUUCUGGACACCAAAGACGAUCCAGCAUGCGAACUGGGACUACAGUGAGUAGAAGGUGCACAGACAAUGCCCAAAGGCCUUGUUGUAGAGUCUGCUUUCAUACAAACCGCGCUGUGGACCCGAGGAAAGAAGAGAGUUUUUUACUGGCCCUGGAUGUUCUUCCCUAAUGCCUUUGACCGUGUACAUAAUCAAGCAUAGACCAAUCGAGAUACUACACAU